AUGGCCGGUACAAGAAGGAGACGAAGAAAUGGACUAAAACGUCAUCGCUGUACGCACUGUGACAAAUCCUUCACAUCUGGAUAUUUGAAGAUUCAUCAGCGAGUUCACACUGGAGAGAAACCGUACAGCUGUGACCAGUGUGGGAAAACUUUCACUCAAUCAGGUGCCCUAAAAAUCCACCAACGUGUUCACACUGGAGAGAAACCGUACUCGUGUGAACUGUGUGGAAAAAAUUUCAGGUCGUUGGGUAACCGUAAGUAUCACCAAUGUGUUCACACUGGAGAGAAACCGUACUCGUGUGAACAGUGUGGAAAACAUUUCACUCAAUCAGGUGCCCUAAAAAUCCACCGACGUGUUCACACUGGAGAGAAACCGUACUGGUGUGAACAGUGUGGAAAAACUUUUAGUCGAUCAGGUCACCUAAAAAACCACCAACGUGUUCACACUGGAGAGAAACCAUACAGGUGUGAACAGUGUGGAAAAACUUUCAAUCGAUCACAUGUCCUAAAGAAGCACCAACGUGUUCACACUGGAGAGAAACCGUACUGGUGUGAACAGUGUGGAAAAGCUUUCGCUCAAUCAAAUGCCCUAAAACUCCACCAACGUGUUCACACUGGAGAGAAACCGUACUCGUGUGAACAGUGUGGAAAAGCUUUCACUCAAUCAAGUGCCCUAAGAACCCACCAACGUGUUCACACUGGAGAGAAACCGUACUGGUGUGAACAGUGUGGAAAAACUUUCAAGUCAUCAGAUGGCCUAAAAUACCACGAACAAGCUCACACUGGAGUGAAACCAUACAGCUGUGGCAAAUGUGGCAAAUCUUAUACCAAAAGAAGACCCCUUACAAGACACAAAUGCAUUGACAAAGCAUCAUUGUGACAGUUUUCACAGAGCCGAGCUAAACAGCAAAAUUAAACUGCAGUACCCGGGUUUCGACCAGGAGAGGGCAGUUGGAUUUGGUAUACAGUAUAUACAAUAUGAACAGGUCUGAAAUAGAAUGAUCAAUGUAUAAUAAGUGGUAACCAGUAAACAGGUGCUGAUUAGAGACAGAGUUACUGGGUUAUUGCACAGGAAUUGUUCCUGACACUGAGAGUCAGAAAUCUCAAUCAGAAAUGUGAUGUUCCCCAGUCUCACCUGCUGCCUCCUGUCAGUCAGGAAGUUUGUGAUCCACUGACAGGUGGAGGCUGGCACGGUGAGCUGGGUGAGUUUGGUGCUGAGGAU
Micropterus dolomieu (smallmouth bass) is the source of this 1221-nucleotide messenger RNA. RefSeq names its product zinc finger protein 239-like. Gene Ontology annotation, molecular function: RNA polymerase II cis-regulatory region sequence-specific DNA binding; DNA-binding transcription factor activity, RNA polymerase II-specific. Bases 1 to 879 code for a protein of 292 amino acids. The record is from RefSeq and is a predicted model, not a curated record. NCBI's taxonomy places the organism in Eukaryota, Metazoa, Chordata, Actinopteri, Centrarchiformes, Centrarchidae. The transcript has 2 exons. Gene Ontology annotation, cellular component: nucleus. Gene Ontology annotation, biological process: regulation of transcription by RNA polymerase II; central nervous system development.